Messenger RNA from Cotesia glomerata, 977 nucleotides. RefSeq lists its product as uncharacterized. Gene Ontology annotation, biological process: septate junction assembly. Lineage: Eukaryota; Metazoa; Arthropoda; Insecta; Hymenoptera; Braconidae. The transcript is spliced from 4 exons. Bases 400 to 942 code for a protein of 180 amino acids. The record is from RefSeq and is a predicted model, not a curated record.
AACACAAAAAUUUUUAACACUAAGUUUUUUGUCGCAAUGACGCAAAAUUUUUUACUGUAUACUAAAACUCUCGUAUGGCCUUUUGCGACUUGAUUUCUGAUUGAUAUUUGAUUACAUCCAAAGAAAUUGAAUUGAUUUAUUUCAAUAUAGUUAUGAAGGUAAUUAGAAAUUAUAUUAUUUUAUCAAAGCAAUACUUUUCUGUUUGAAAGAAGACCGCUACAAGUUAGAAAAAAAAUUAUUUAUGAGUGACAGUUUGUUGAUUGAAGCAAAUUUGUGUCAUUGAAACUAUUUAUAAAAAUAAAUGAAGUACAAUUUUUUAAUUAUCUGUUAUUAACCUUCAUAUAAACACAAUACCAAUCAAAAUUUCAUAUUAUUUUAUUUAUUACGACUCACAUCACCAUGCCUUGCUGUCUUAUUAACAUCUGGAAGUCGAUAUUUCCAUCGAAAUUACCUUCAAUUUCAAUAAUCAAAAUUCUGCAAUUGAUUGUUGUAUGUUGUAUUUUUGGUAUUGACGUGCAUACAAAGAAUUAUUCACAACCCGAUGACAGCAGUGGUCUUUUGAAUGAAGUCGUUGAUAAAAUACCCAAUUUAAACAUCAAAAUAAAUACUGAAUCAAUGUCAACCGAGUACCUGUCAACUGGUACUGUUGUAGCAUAUUUAAUCAUUAUAUUCGUAUCACUGGUAAGCGGUUUGUUUGCAUCACCUAUUAGUCUAAUUCCAAAUACAGCUUUUUGUGUCAUCGGAGCUUUUCUGUUCGUUAUUUCUGGAUCCUUUAUUAUUCAUGAGUUCCUUCACAUCAGUUUCGAAAGUAUCAAAGAGGUUGAUUUUGAAAAAUCAUUACAAUCUGUACGUAGUUACAGUAUUGCAAGAGGAUCAUUAUGCAUUGUAGAAGCCGCUUUACUUUUACUUGAUCCUAUUUGCAGUUUUAUACCUUUUUUAUGAUUAUUAAUUAUUAUUGUUAUUGACUGUUAUUUUAA